Molecule: messenger RNA, 1434 nt
Organism: Pyrgilauda ruficollis (rufous-necked snowfinch)
Lineage: Eukaryota; Metazoa; Chordata; Aves; Passeriformes; Passeridae
Gene: ACBD4
Product: acyl-CoA binding domain containing 4
Exons: 10
Coding region: 72-1151 (359 amino acids)
Biological process (GO): fatty acid metabolic process
Molecular function (GO): fatty-acyl-CoA binding
Source: RefSeq, a predicted model, not a curated record
CCGCGCGCUGUCCCCGCACGGAGAGGGAGCCGCGGCGGGCCGGGCCGGGCCGGUGCGGGGCCGGUCCCGCCAUGGAGGAGCCGGGCUGCGGGGCGCAGUUCCGCGCCGCCGUGCAGGUGAUCCAGGGGCUGCCGCGGAGCGGUGCGUACCGGCCCUCCUACGAGGAGAUGCUGCGCUUCUACAGCUACUACAAGCAGGCGACGGCGGGGCGCUGCCAGGGCCCGCGGCCCGGCUUCUGGGACCCCAUCGGCCGCUACAAGUGGGACGCCUGGCACAGCCUGGGCGGGAUGUCCAAGGAGGAGGCGAUGGCCGCGUACGUGGCGGAGAUGAAGAAGGUGGCCCAGAAGGUCAUCGACACCGUGCCCAUGGACGAGAGCACGGAGGAGAUGUUCCGCUACUUCGAGCCGCUCUACGAGGUGAUCCACGACAUGCCGCGGCCCCCCGAGUCCUUCUUCAGGAGGAAAGGGGAGAGCCAGGGGCAGCAGGAUGGCCCCAGCCAGGAUGGCACAGCGAGCAGCCCAGCUCCAGAGAGCCCCAGAGACCCCGGGCCCGGCCAGCAGCAGCACGGGCAGCACGUGCCAGGAGCUGGGCUGGCUCCUGCCCCCGAGGGGAGCCAGGUGACGAGUGACUCUGAGGGGGACACGUUCAGUGACACCCUGGAGCAGAUGGAGCCGGAGAAGGCCGGGCAGGUGCAGGGGCUCACUCCAAAGGGGGCCCAGGCUGGGGCUGAGCCCCCAGAGCCCCAGAGUGCUGGGCAGGGCGAGCGGGGCGAAGGCAGAAGAGCCGAGGGGAGCAGCAGCAGCACAGACCUGCCAGCCCUGGGCUCCGACACAGGUGUGCGGCCGGCCGGGGGGGACCCCGCGAGCGGCCCCGAGCCGGCCCCGGGGCUGGCGGAGCUGGAGGCGCACGUGGGCAGCGCGGUGCGGGCGCUGCAGGAGGAGCUGCGGCGGGUGCGGGAGCGGCUGAGCCGGCUGGAGACGCUCGGCAUUUUCCAGGGGGAGGCAGCUGGGACAGAGCUCGGCCCGGCACUUGCUCCACAGGCCGUGUCCCCGUGGCGCCUGACCGUGUCCCCGCGCACGCUGCUCUUCCUGGCCACCUGGCCCUUCGUCACCCAGUGGCUGCUGCGCCACUGGCAGGGCAGGAAGAGGUGACCAGCACCGCGUCCCCGCCGCCACCGCCACCCUCCUCGCCCAUCCCGCUUCGCACGGAGCCACGCGGGAAUCGCCUCACCAGCCACGGGCUCUGCGGGCCGGGCCCGCCGGGACACCGGCACCGACGCUCAGGGCCGGCACCGGCCCCGGGGCCGCCGCCACGCACAGCCGGAGCAGCAGCAGGACCAGCCGCGGCCCGCGGGGACAGCCCCGGGCCCGUCCCGGCCUCCGGGGGCUGGGACAUCACCGAACCUGCCUCAAUUAAAGUCGCCUUUUCGGUUCA